AAUGUCGCAAUCUCCCCAUAAAUGGCAUCAAGAAACUAUUGAUUCUCAAAAAUCAAAAAUGGAAAAAACUGUUCCCAUUUGCCCUCUUCCAUAAGAUGUUGCAACUCUCACUUUACCUAAUGGCAAAACUGUUCAACUACCAGUUUAUAAAGGGACUAAAGGUCCUCCAAUGAUUGAUAUCACAUAAUUAUACUCGAAAACAGGAUAUUUUACUUUAGAUCCUGGAUUCUCAUCAACUGGAGCGUAUAAAAUUAAUAAUAAUAUUAAUUUAGAUGUAUGUCAACCAUGACCUAUAUAGAUGGUGAUAAAGGAGAAUUAUUAUAUAGAGGUUAUCCAAUAGAGACUUUAGCAAAAUAUUCAUCUUAUAUAGAAGUGUGUUAUUUAUUCAUUUAUGGUCAUCUUCCAUCUUAAAAGGAAUUAUAACUAUUUGAAGAGACUAUGGUGAGUGAAAUGAUGAUAAAUGAAAAACUAAUUGAAUUUUAUAAAGGUUUUGCAUCUGAUAGUCAUCCUAUGGCAAUUAUGGUUGGUGUGGUAGGUGCAUUGAGUGCAUUUAUGCACAAAGAUUUUGAUGUCAAUGAUCCAAGAGAUAGAGAGUAUAUAGCCAUUAAAUUAGUAGCCAAGAUGCCAACUUUAGCAGCAUAUGCAUAUAGAACAGCUUUGGGUUUACCUAUAAUUUAUCCAAACAAAAAGUAUUCUUUCAUUGAGAAUUUCUUAUAUAUGGUAAUUAUAUACAAUAAAAUAUAAGAUGUUCUCAACUCCUAUGAAUGAUUUUACUGUUGAUAAAGUGAUUGUUAAAGCAUUAGAUACUAUAUUUAUGUUGCAUGCAGAUCAUGAAUAAAAUGCAUCUACUUCCACUGUAAGAAUAGCUGGAUCUUCAUUGGCAAAUCCAUUUGCAUGUAUUGCUGCUGGAAUUACAGCUUUAUGGGGACCAUAUCAUGGAGGUGCUAAUGAAGCAGUAUUGAAUAUGCUGAAGGAAAUAGGAAAUAAGGAAAAUAUACCUAAAUAUCUUCAGAAAGCUAAAUCUAAAGACAAUUCAUUUAGAUUGAUGGGAUUUGGACACAGAGUUUAUAAGAAUUAUGAUCCUAGAGCAAAAGUAAUGUAGGAAAUGUGUUACAAUGUUUUAGAAAAGACUAAAAGAGCAAAUGAUAUUUUAGAGGUAUUAAUUAAUCUAUUAAUAAUUUAUAGUUAGCAAUUUAAUUAGAAUAAACAGCUUUGAAAGAUGAUUAUUUCAUUUAAAGAAAAUUGUAUCCAAAUGUUGAUUUUUACACAGGAAUUGUUUAUGAAGCCUUGAGUAUUCCAACAUCAAUGUUUACAGUUAUGUUUGCAGUUUAAAGAAGUAUUGGUUGGAUUUGCUAAUGGAUGGAGAUGAUGUCAGAGAAAGUGUAAAGAAUUAGUAGACCAAGAUAAUUAUAUGUUGGAGAAGAUUAGAGAGAAUAUAUUCCUAUUAAGGAUAGAAAAGAAGAAGAAAAGAGUAGAGUGUGUAAAUUACCUAUGCAUAGUAGCCUAUUUGGACUUGUAAAAGUGUGAUCAGAUUUAUAUGAG
Messenger RNA from Paramecium pentaurelia, 1542 nucleotides. Lineage: Eukaryota; Ciliophora; Oligohymenophorea; Peniculida; Parameciidae. The record is from the annotation of a GenBank genome assembly.